CAAAAGGGAGGCUGUGGUCUUUGUUUCAUGUCCUCUGUUUCCCAAUCAGCCUCUUCAAAAAUAUGGAAUCAGAAAACCACACAAGGGUAGCAGAAUUCCAACUUCUGGGUCUCUCAGAGGAUCCGGACCUGCAGCCCAUCCUCUUGGGACUGUUCCUGUCCAUGUACCUGGUCACGGUGCUCGGGAACCUGCUCAUCAUCCUGGCCGUCAGCUCUGACUCCCACCUCCACACCCCCAUGUACUUCUUCCUCUACAACCUGUCCUUCACUGACAUCUGUUUCUCUUCCACCACGGUCCCCAAGAUGGUUGUGGACAUCCACAAACAGCAUAAAACCAUCAGUUACAAAGGCUGCCUCACCCAGAUUUGCUUUGUCCUGGUUUUUGUUGGACUGGAAAACUUUCUUCUUACAGUUAUGGCCUAUGACCGUUACGUGGCCAUAUGCAAUCCCCUUCGGUACACAGUCAUUGUGAGUCCCCAUGUGUGUGUCCUACUGAUCAUGUUGUCUUUGUCCAUCAGCAUCGUGGACGCCCUGCUCCACACUCUGAUGGCACUGCGGCUGUCCUUCUGCACAGACCUGACAUUCCCACACUUCUUCUGUGAACUUGCCCAGCUCAUCAAACUUGCUUGUUCUGACACCUUCAUCAAUAACAUCUUGGUGUAUAUGGUGGCUGUCAUAUUGGCUGUUGCUUCUCUCAUUGGGAUUAUUUUCUCUUAUGUUACAAUUUUCUCUUCCAUCCUGAGAAUGCCUUCCACUAGGGCAAAACAUAAAGCCUUUUCUACCUGUGGAUCACACCUCUCAGUUGUCGCCUUGUUCUAUGGGACAGGUUUUGGGGUGUAUGCUAGCUCUGAAUUUUCUACCUCAUCUAGCAGUUCUGCAAUUGCUUCAUUGAUGUACACGGUGGUCACUCCACUGAUGAAUCCAUUUCUCUACAGCCUGAGGAACAGAGAUGUAAAAGAAGCCUUGAAGAAACUCAUCAGACCAUCUCCUUUUGUGAAGUCGUCUCAUGUGCUUUGAACUCGAGCAUCCAGAAUGAA
Molecule: messenger RNA, 1036 nt
Organism: Fukomys damarensis (Damara mole-rat)
Lineage: Eukaryota; Metazoa; Chordata; Mammalia; Rodentia; Bathyergidae
Product: olfactory receptor 7G3
Exons: 1
Coding region: 63-1016 (317 amino acids)
Biological process (GO): G protein-coupled receptor signaling pathway
Cellular component (GO): membrane
Molecular function (GO): G protein-coupled receptor activity; olfactory receptor activity
Source: RefSeq, a predicted model, not a curated record